GGCAGAAGAGAGAUCUCUAUGGGGGCCUUGAUGUCCCUCAAAUCACAGCUUUCUUAGCUUUUCCUCACCUCUCCCAGGGUUCUGCCUCCAUCAUGAUCAUGGAAUAAGCAGAGGUAAGGGAACAUUAUGGCCAGGAAGAUGUUACAUGUAACUAAGGGCAUACUCUACUGUCAAAGCCAUGUGGACUUGCCAGGUGAAGCCACACAGCAGGGGCCCCAGCAAAAUCCCUAAAGAUGGUACAAAGCCCUACUUGCAUUUUUAAGGUUGAAGUCAGUCUACACACAAAUUUGGAAAUGAGAGGGAAUCAUCUAUUUUUAAAGGGGUGGGCUAAAAAAAAUUAUAAUACAAGUGGUUUUAUAUCACAGAGAAAAAUAAACUUUAAAAGUUUAGGUCACAGUGACUGUAAUGGGGUAUGUGGAGGGGACUUGGUGAUGGGGUGAGUCUAGUAAACAUAAUGUUCCUCAUGUAAUUGUAGAUUAAUGAUACCAAAAACAAAAAAGUUAGAUCAGUUUCUCAUCAACUGUAUCAACUAUGUCUUGAAUUUAUCAGAGAUUUUCUGCACUUAAAACAGACAAAGCAUCAUGCUGAAGUGGGCAGGGAAGGCCCGACCUUAUACUGAAAACCCAGAUGGAGGCUGGGGAUGGAUGAUUGUACUUCACUUCUUUCUGGUAAAUGUGUUUGUGAUGGGGAUGACCAAGACUUUUGCAAUUUUCUUCGUGGUUUUUCAAGAAGAAUUUAAAGGCACCUCAGAGCAAAUUGGUUGGAUUGGAUCUAUUAUGUCAUCACUUCGUUUUUUUGCAGGUCCUCUGGUUGCCAUUAUUUGUGACUUACUUGGUGAAAAAAUGGCCUCCAUUCUUGGAGCUUUCCUUGUUACUGGUGGAUACCUGAUCAGCAGCUGGGCUACAAGCAUUCCCUUUCUUUGUGUGACUAUGGGAUUUUUACCUGGCUUGGGUUCUGCUUUACUGUACCAAUCAGCUGCUGUGAUGACUACCAAAUACUUCAAAAAACGAUUAGCUCUUUCUACAGCUAUUGCCCGUUCUGGGAUGGGGCUGACAUUUCUGUUAGCACCUUUUACAAAAGUCCUGAUAGACCUCUAUGACUGGACAGGUGCCUUUAUAUUAUGUGGAGCCAUCACAUUGAAUUUGGUGCCCUCCAGUAUGCUCUUAAGACCCAUCCAUAUCAAAAGCAAGAGCAAUUUGGGUAUUAAAGAUAAAGGCAGCAGCUUGUCUGCAGGUGGUCCAGAGGCAGUGUGUGUCACAGAAACAUCACACUACAAUGAGAUACAAGAGUCCACCGUCAGGGACACUGUUAUGCAGAAGGCUGGACAACCCGGUACAAGUUUAGCAGUCUCACAAAAUCAAAACGAAGAGUUCAACAAUGGGCCUAACAGGAACAGACUGUUCCUAGUAACUGAUGAAGAAAGUCACAAGAAAAAGGCAAUUUCGUGGAGCUGUAAACAAGAACUCUUUGAUAUUUCUCUUUUUAAGAACCCCUUCUUCUACAUAUUUACCUGGUCUUUUCUCCUUAGUCAGUUGGCCUAUUUCAUCCCCACAUUUCACUUGGUAGCCAGAGCCAAAACACUGGGGAUUGACAUGAUGGAUGCCUCGUACCUCAUUUCUGUAGCUGGUAUCAUUGAGACAGCCAGUCAGAUUAUCUGUGGAUGGGUUGCUGAUCAAAACUGGAUCAAGAAGUAUCAUUACCACAAGUCUUACCUCAUCCUCUGCGGCCUCACUAACCUGCUUGCUCCUUUAGCCACCACAUUUCCACUACUCAUGACCUACAUCAUCUUCUUUGCCAUGUUCUCUGGUGGUUAUUUGGCAAUGAUACUUCCUGUACUGGUUGAUCUGUCUGAGAAUUCUAGCAUACACAGGUUUUUGGGACUUGCUAGUUUCUUUGCUGGGAUGGCUGUCCUUUCUGGACCACCUAUAGCAGCUGACCCAGUGACAGAACUUUUCAAGCCUAUCAGGUCAAAAGAAUACAAAGGUAACAAACACCAGGGCAAAGAAUAUUUUAUGCAAAUUAUAAAACUAAUAAAACUACAUGUUUAGAGAUUCUGUUUUAUAUGUUUUUAUAUACAUCUUGAAAUGUUUAAAAAGUUCAGUAAAGAUUAGACAAGGCAAGUUUUGUGAGGACUAUCACUUGAAAGGAAACGUUACAGAUGGGUAUGUGGGUCUUGAAACCACUUCUUGAAUCAUGAUCUUACUUUUUUUAAUGAAAAAGAAUAGACUACAACAAAGCAGAUUAGAAAACAGUGUGCAUCACUUUAUUGUGAAAUUUUUACUUUAUACACACACCUAUGUUAUAUAAAAUAUAUGUGAUGUAAAAAUACAUUUCUUACUGUCAAUGAGUCAAGAAAAUUUACAAGGCUUUUAUGAAUCAAUGUUCACAAUACCCUAGCAUUAUAUGUGAGGAUAAAGACAGCUCAUUAAAGAAAUUUUACCCACUAGUUCUGAGAAU
Messenger RNA from Manis pentadactyla (Chinese pangolin), 2457 nucleotides. RefSeq names its product solute carrier family 16 member 4 (gene SLC16A4). The record is from RefSeq and is a predicted model, not a curated record. The coding region runs from base 582 to 2048 and encodes 488 amino acids. Gene Ontology annotation, molecular function: monocarboxylic acid transmembrane transporter activity. NCBI's taxonomy places the organism in Eukaryota, Metazoa, Chordata, Mammalia, Pholidota, Manidae. The transcript has 9 exons. Gene Ontology annotation, biological process: monocarboxylic acid transport; transmembrane transport.